AUGGACGUGCAGAAGCAGGUGGUCAGCAGGCUGCGGGCAGCGUUCCAGGCCGGCGUCACUGCGCCGGAGGAGUUUCGGCGGGCACAGCUGACCCAGCUGGGGUCUAUGAUCCGAGACAACGAGGAGCAGAUUGUGGCGGCGCUGCACAGAGACCUGGGAAAGCCCAAGUUUGAGGCCAUCCUCUCUGAGGUGGACAUAGUGAUGAACGAGCUGCACCACGCCAUCUCCAACAUGUCGGGCUGGAUGCAGCCCGAGUACGUGCCCAAAAACCUGGCAACAAAGCUGGAUGACUGUUUUGUCCAGAGGGAACCUUUAGGGGUGGUUCUGAUCAUUGGGCCGUGGAAUUACCCUCUGCAGCUUCUCAUUGCCCCCAUGGUUGGAGCCAUCGCUGCAGGAAACUGUGUGGUCCUCAAGCCCUCAGAGAUCAGCUCUGCCACAGACAGUCUAGUGGCCGAUCUCAUCCCCAAGUAUCUGUCUCAGGACUGCUACGCAGUGGUCCGAGGAGGAGCAGAGGAGACCAAGGCCCUCCUGCAGAAUCGCUUUGACCACAUCUUCUACACAGGUAGGAGCCUGGGCCUGAUCCUGAUCCUGAUCCCGGAUCUGGGCCUUAUCUUCGACCUGGGCCUGGAUCUGGGUCCG
Molecule: messenger RNA, 639 nt
Organism: Menidia menidia (Atlantic silverside)
Lineage: Eukaryota; Metazoa; Chordata; Actinopteri; Atheriniformes; Atherinopsidae
Source: the annotation of a GenBank genome assembly